AGCUAAUUAGGUUAGAUUGUUCUCUCAUUUCUUUUCCAUCUCAUCCUAUGAGAAGGCAAACAAGAGAAGGAAAAAAGAUAGAAGAGAGGGGGGAAGAAUACGGCGCUCCGCUCCUAUCUAUCUCUCUCUGUGUUCCACAAGGAAAAUAGGUGGUCCAUCUCUCGCCGCAACGCUUGGAUUUCAGGGAUUCGUUCCAGUCUGAGAGCAAUACCUUAAUGAGGGCGGAGGAAAUGUCAGCGCAAACCAAAAGAUCUUGAUUGUUGGAGCAGGCUUGUUGGAUUGCAUCUUCUUGGUCCUAAAUUGUUGAGUUUGGUGCGACAGUUGCCAGUGUCGCAAAGAAGAAGAUGACAGAUGACAUCGAGGCCAAAGUCCCAUCUGCCAUGCAGAAGACCACCUUCACAGUGUUGGGCAUCUGCUGUGGUUCAGAGGCAGCACUAGUACAAAAGAUAUUGAAUCCUCUUGAAGGAAUUGAGAAUAUCUCAGUCAAUGUCUUGGCGAAAACUACAACUGUAAUCCAUGAUCCAUCUAAAAUUUCAGCUUCUCAGAUUGUCAAUGCUCUUAACAAGGCUAAGCUGAAAGCUGGAAUCCGGGAGCUUGGGCAAGUCAAGACCAGAAAGCAAUCACGGCCAAAUGCAAACGUAAUAGCCUCAGGAGUGCUUCUCCUUGUGGCCAUGUUCAGCUACAUCUACCAACCACUGGUAUGGGUUUCACUGGCAUCGAUUGCUAUCGGAAUUCUGGACAUGCUGCGGCGCUGCAUAGCUGCUCUAGGCCGCUGUGUGUUAGAUAUUAAUGUCCUCAUGGUGAUUGCAGUGUUUGGUGCUGUCGGGCUUGGCAAUUACCUGGAGGGAGCCUCAGUCGUUUUUCUCUUCACAUUAGCACAGUGGCUGGAAGCAAAGUCAAGUGACAAGGCCCAAGCUUCAUUGGAGUCACUAAUGAAUUUGGCACCCCGUACGGCAGUUAUUGCAGAGACAGGCGAGACGGUCGAUGUGAAAGAUAUUACAAUCAAUACACUUGUUUCAGUCAAAGCAGGAGAACGUGUGCCUGUUGAUGGGCUUGUGGUGACUGGAGGAAGCACCAUAGAUGAAAGUAGUUUGACUGGAGAGUUCAUGCCAGUGGAUAAGGAGGUUGGUUCAAAGGUAUGGGCUGGGUCAGUAGUCCUAACAGGGUUCAUUAAUGUGGCAACAAAGGCAUUGGAAGAGGACUCUGCUGUUGCUAGAAUGGUGAAGCUCGUGGAGGAUGCUCAGAGUCGACGUUCAAACAUAGAGGAGUUCAUAGAAAAGUUUGCCAAGUAUUAUACACCAGGUGUUGUGUUGAUAGCUGCAGGAAUUGCUGUAGUACCAUGGGCACUAAGUUUUCAAGAUAUUCGCCAUUGGAUCUAUUUAUCACUAGUCUUGCUUGUGGUUGCAUGCCCAUGUGCGCUGGUGAUCUCGACUCCAGUAGCCAAAGUGUGUGGCCUCUCUGCAGCUGCCAAGAUGGGUCUUAUUAUCAAGGGUGGGAAUCACUUGGAGGCUUUAGCAAAAAUAAAAGCACUAGCGUUUGAUAAAACUGGAACACUAACAGAAGGAUCCUUCAAGGUUGUGGACAUGCAAUUGGUGGAACAAAAGAUAGAUAUUAACCAGUUGUUAUACUGGAUUUCGAGUCUGGAAAAUCUGUCCGGCCACCCCAUAGCAAAAGCUCUAGUAGAAUAUGCAAGGUUCCGUGGUAUCCAACCUAGUAGAGAAGUGAAGGACUUCAAAAUGAUCUCAGGAGAAGGCAUUUCUGCUUAUGUAGACGAUUGCUUAAUCCAAAUCGGAAAUGCACAACUAGCCUUUCGCAAUGGAUGGCUAUCAGAGAGUAAGUUCUAUAUCGAUGAAGCAGGUAUAACAGUUGGAUACGUGGGGAUGGACAAUCACUUCAUUGGAUACUUUCGCCUUGGAGAUCAAGUUCGUGGAGAAGCUGCACAAGCUGUGCAUGAACUACAGAAACAACGGAUCCAAGUGACUAUUCUGACUGGUGACUCAAAAGCGGCAGCUGAACUCAUCCAGAAACAAAUUGGAGAAAAUAUAAAGGUAGAAGCCAGUUUGGCACCUGAAGAUAAGAUGAAAAAAAUUGCCGAGCUGAAAGAGAAGUGGGGUCUGACGGCGAUGGUCGGGGAUGGAAUCAACGAUGCACCGGCACUUGCAGCAAGUGAUAUUGGAAUAGCUAUGGGCGUUGCAGGAUCAGCUGUGGCGACUGAAACUGCAGAUGUUGCACUUAUGUCAAAUGAUCUACGGAAGAUACCUGAAGCUGUGAAGCUAGCAAGAGCUACUUUAAGGAAGAAUUACCAGAAUGUGGCUUUGUCCUUGGCUGUGAAACUGCUCUUCCUUGGUUUGGCAUUUGGAGGGAUGCCUUCUCUCUGGGCUGCCGUGGUGGCUGACAUGGGCACUUGUCUCGCGGUUAUCUUCAAUAGCAUGCUCUUACUGCGGAAGCAUAAGAAAGAAGGAAGCAUUGCUUUUGACAAAUCCUCAGAACAGCUGCAUGUCAGGGUUGAACCUGGGUUGGACUCUGAAUGCAGUAGAAACCUUCAGGAGAACUUGGAGGGGUUGCAUGAACCCUUGUUGCCACCAAAGGAAAGAGAAGAAAAGGAGGAGCGUCCGCGUUCAUGUUGCAAGGGUUGCCGUGGAGGAGCAAAUGGAGAAGAAGUUGAUUUUAGGUAAUGAAGAUGAAAGCAGUGAUGAAAGGAUAUAAAUCAGAAUUGUCUGAAUAAAUGUACAUAUUUAAAAGGACAUUGUUUUCUUCUUUUCUCAAAAGAAGAGGACAAUUCUCUAGGACUUCCAAACUUUCAGGCUUAAAACUGUAGUACAAAUAUUUUCUUCUUAUUGUUGUUUAAAUAUUAAUCUAUGUAUCAUGUACUAAAACAAAAUUAAAAUUGAUAUCCCAAAAUUAUU
Messenger RNA from Phoenix dactylifera (date palm), 2906 nucleotides. Its product is annotated as cadmium/zinc-transporting ATPase HMA2-like. Gene Ontology annotation, molecular function: ATP hydrolysis activity; metal ion binding; ATP binding. Gene Ontology annotation, cellular component: membrane. The record is from RefSeq and is a predicted model, not a curated record. NCBI's taxonomy places the organism in Eukaryota, Viridiplantae, Streptophyta, Magnoliopsida, Arecales, Arecaceae. Gene Ontology annotation, biological process: monoatomic cation transport; transmembrane transport.